Molecule: messenger RNA, 2766 nt
Organism: Zonotrichia albicollis (white-throated sparrow)
Lineage: Eukaryota; Metazoa; Chordata; Aves; Passeriformes; Passerellidae
Source: RefSeq, a predicted model, not a curated record
CGUGCUGCUGCUGCCCCUCUGCACCGCGGCCUUCAUCGUGCUCAGCGGCCUCGACCCGUUCCACCCGGUGCGCUGGAUCUCCAAGUCUUUCAAUGAUUUGUAUACUUCUUAUGUCAUCUUUUGUAUCUUCCUGAUGUCUGUGGUGAUAAUAGUAAUAAGCAUCUUCAACGUUGAAUUUUAUGCAGUGGUGCCAUCAAUACCAUGCUCUCGAUUAGCACUGAUAGGAAAAAUUAUUCACCCUCAGCAAGUGAUCCAUUCCUUUGUUCAUGCUAUCAUGGGAAUGUUGGUUGCUUGGUGUGCUACAGUCAUGACAAAAGGGAGGUUCCAGUUUCUUGCUGUGUCCUGCACACCUUCAGAAAGCCUAGAAGAUGCUGUUCCUCAGAUGUGCCUAAAUGAGUAUCACCUCUUCUUUCUGCUUUCUGGAGCUUUCUUGGGAUACAGCUACAGCCUCUUCUUUCUUAUUAACAACAUGAAUUAUUUGCCAUUUCCAAUCAUACAGCAAUACAAGUAUUUACGUUUCAGAAGAUCUUUGCCUCUCCUGAUAAAACACAGUUGUGUGGAAUCACUCUAUUUUGUUAGAAACUUCUGUGUCACAUAUUACUUUUUUGGUUACAUCCCAAAGGUUUGGAUAUGUACCACGAUGGGCCUUCAUACAGACAGCAAAUUACAUCCUCUUGACACUCUGAGUGGCUUAUUGGAUCUCUCCUUGUUUUACCAUACCUGGCUGAGUGGUGUGUUCCUCCUGAUGACCUGGUACAUUGCUUGGCUGCUCUUCAAAAUCUAUGCCACAGAGAGUCAUCAUUUUCCCAUUCAACCAACGUUUGCUCAGGAGACAGACCAGUGCCUGCCUAAAAUUCUGAACAGCAAUCCUCCCCUCCUUAUAAAGUUUUUAGCCUUACAAGACUUGAUGUUACUUUCCCAGUAUUCUCCUGUUCGACGACAGGAAGUCUUCAGCCUCAGUCAGCCAGGUGGGCACCCACACAACUGGACUGCAAUAUCCCGGGAGUGCCUGAGUCUCCUCAGUGACCUGACCCAGAGGCUGAUUGCACAGCAGGAAGCAGCAGCAGCAAAUGGGAGAGCAAAGCCACCAGUGGGAGAGCUGAAAGUACCUCCACAGACUCCAGGAGCUGCUGGGAUAGAAGAUAUGUCAUUCCAGUCACAGAGGUCCAACAUUGUUCUCAGAGCCUCCAUGUCUCCCCUGGUUAAGCCAUCCCUGAUGCCUGUGAAGAUGUCUCCUGGCUCUGAUGUUGGUUCACCUUUCAGCUCUCCUGCUUUAAGUUACAAGAUGGGAGCUGUGGAUGUAAAAUCUCCUUGGCAUGGAACAGUUCAAAGUCCCCAUGUCACGAGGAGGGGACCAAAGCUGUGGACGUCGGUUUCAGAUCAGCAAAUGAAUGGUUCCCACCAUGAACCCUCCCCUGUGCUCUCUGCUGCAAGAACUGGGAGUGAGGCAGUGCAGCCAAAAUUUAUUUACACAUGGCUUCAGAACAAGCAAGAACAGAUAAAAAACUUCUUGUCCAAACGGGCAUUGAUAAUGUAUUUCUUCAGCAAGCACCCAGAAGCCUCCAUCCAGGCUGUCUUCUGUGAUGCCCAAAUGCACAUCUGGGCUUUGGAAGGUCUGUCUCACUUGGUAGCAGCCUCCUUCACUGAAGACCAGUUUGGAGUUGUCCAAACUACACUGCCAGCUAUCCUGAACACGCUACUGACUCUUCAGGAGGUCGUAGACAGACAUUUCAAACUGCCACAUGUUUCUAGCAAACCUCCCCGGAUUUCAGGGAGCCUGGUGGACACAUCCUACAAAACACUAAGAUUUGCACUUAGAGCAUCUCUGAAAACAGCUCUCUACAGGAUAACUACUGUCUUUGGAGAACACUUGAAUGCUGUACAAGUGUCUACAGAACAUAAGAAAAGACUUCAGCAAUUCCUGGACUACAAAGAAUAAAUUUUGAUGCAGCUAUGGUUGGUUUUUUCAAGACUCUUGCUAAGAAGAAAGUGGGACUAAUGAGGCUUUUUACAUUGACUUUUUGGAAAAGCAUAUGGAAGUAUAAGUUACAGAACAAAACUUUUAGAACUUUUAGAAGAGUACUCAUGGCUUUGGAUCACUUUUUGUAUAAUAAAACUUGUAAAAUUCAUCUUGCUUUCUUUUAAUAUCACUUAGAAAUGAGAAAGUGCCAGUUCUUCUUUCUAGGUAAGACUAUGACAUUUAAGAUUGCCAGAGUUAUUUUGACACUCAGAUCUUUCAUUAUUUUUCACACUGUGUUCUUUCCCUACUCUCUUCUGUUAAGGGGCUGAGGAGAGAUUCACGUAGAUACUUAGUGCUUAAGUGCUUCAUAAAUUUAGUUGAUAACACUUCUAGAUCAAGAGUGGAGUUAAAGUGUAGGAAACAGAUGUGCCCAGGAAUAAAACAUGCUGCUCCUCUGUAAGCUGGAAAUGUUCCUUCAGAGUAAAAUGGGUGUGCAGAAAGGCAUUAUUAGCACACAAAUACUGCCUGGAAAGGGAGCAGCUCAGAUUUUUAUCUUUAAGGUGACUUAGCAAACCAAGUUCUGAUCUAUACAGAAACUUACAGGAUACUGUACUGCAUUUAGCAAAACUCCCAAGUAAUGACACUGGGAAUUAAAGUUUAGAUCAACAACUUUCUGUUUGGGGGUAGAAAGGGUGUUUGCAGCACACCCAAAUUUUUCAAAAUGGUACACAUUAUUGGUAGAUUCUGGUGAAAACCACUAUUUUUUAAAAGCUUUUUAUCUGAAAACUUAUCAAAAAUUUUGAAAA